AAUACAGUUUGAUUAACACGAUGGUGGCGCGCCACUCAAAGAGCACAAUCUGAAAAGUUUGCGCAAAAGACUUUUCAGCCAAGGGCUACAGACCAAGGGAAUUUAAUACCAGUUGCCAUUUCUCAUAUGUGAAGAUAUGGAUCCAGAAAGUGCCAGCAUUUCCAGCAGCAAUGGACCAGGUUUGGCAUCUGCGCCAUCUGCACCUCCAUCGCAGCCAGUAAUCAAGAAAGCACCUGAGCUUCCGUUGAUUGAGAGAAGGAACUGGCUGAUACACUUGCAUUACGUCAGAAGGGAGUAUGAUGCCUGCAAGGCUCUCAUCCGGGAGCAGUUGGCUGAGACCCAUAGCAUGUGUGAAUAUGCACUCUAUGUACAGGGGUUGAUAAUGCGAGGGGAAGGUCAGGUACAAGAGUCACUGGAAGUGUUUCAGACCUGCUCGCUCAUAAACCCAAAAAAUCCGGACUACCUGAAACAGAUCGGGAGAUCAUUAUUUCUUUUAGCUAGACAUAAAUCAGCUUCAGAAAUCUACAGUGAGGCAUUGAAGUUGGAUGACAGUGACUGGAAAACUCAUCAUAAUCAAGGUAUCUGUUGGAUGUACUUAAAAGAACUGGGGAAGGCCAAAGAAAGUUUCAAAAAGGCAUUGCAUCUGCACAGAAACGAGAAAUCCUUUGUAAUGCUUGGAAAGGUGUUUCUCCAGGAGAAUGACCUUAACAUGGCCAUCGAUGUUUACAGACGUGCCGUCGAGUAUUCCUCGGAAAACCCUGAACUACUGACAGCACUUGGUCUUCUUUACAUGAAGGUAGAGUCAUACCAAAAAGCAUUUGAGCACCUAGGGAAUGCUCUCACAUAUGAACCGACAAACUUUGAAGCAAUAUUAGCUGCUGGUAGCAUAAUGCAAAUGCAUCGUGACCACGACGUCGCCCUGACCAAGUACCGCAUCGCAGCCGCACACGCGCCCGAGAGCGUGCCACUGUGGAACAACAUUGGCAUGUGCUUCUUUGGCAAGAAGAAAUAUGUGGCCGCCAUCAGCUGUCUGAAACGGGCAAACUACCUUGCUCCUUUUGAGUGGAAGAUUCUCUACAACCUCGGGCUGGUGCACCUGACAAUGCAGCAGUAUGCUUCCUCCUUCCACUUUCUCAGUGCUGCCAUCAACCUUAGGCCACGCAUGUCACAACUAUACAUGCUUCUUGCGAUUGCUCUGACUCACCUAGAGGAUCCAGAGAAUGCUAAACAAGCGUAUGAACAGGCUGUGGAGUUUGACCAGACGGACCCUGCCAUUCCACUCAACUACUGCGUGUUCUGCUAUAACAAUGACUUAAGGCCACUUGCCGUCAAGCAACUUACCAGCUUUGAGCAGCGACUCAACGCCAUGCGGCAGAAGAACAGUAUGGCACAGAUCGACAAGGAGCUCCUGGAAGUAGCUGCCAAGAUCUGGCGCGCAUUGCAAGUAGGUGACAGUUCGUCGGCGGAAAGCACAAAAUCUCCGUUCGUCGACACUCAGCUGUCAGCCGUGGCGAGCCAAACGCAGACGCCGCCCAAGGAUCCAGCAACGGAUGCCGAGUCGCCACGGCAACCGGCAGCAGUGUCCCCUCAGAGCAACGAGAUGGCAGCGGUUGACAACGCACCGAGUCCUCCGGUCAACGAUCCUGCUAUACUGGAUAAGGCAGAGGAGGCGAGGCAGAGGGCGACUAUGAGGCAGGCCUUACUCAGUGGCGAUUAAGCGAGAUUAAAGAGCCGAUAGCUUACGUGCGCAGUGACGGCGUUUCUAGCUUUCGUAGGAGGCUUCGAUCUACAUUCUCAAAGGACUACAUUUCACAUCAUUAAUGGACUUUGUUUCACAUCGUAUGGAGACUACAUUUUGCACCUUGAAAAGAGAUUAUUUUGCAGGCUUAAUGGACUUCAUUGUGCAUUCGUAACGGACUUCAUUUGGUAUGCUUCAGGGAAUUUAUUUGGCAUCGAUGAGGGUCAUUUCUCAUCUUAUUGUGGUUACUACUUAAGUGGUACUAAUAGUUCCACAGGUGCAAGGAUAUUGUCUGAAUGCAUGGAGCCUAGUACAUGUUCGGGCUUUCAUGUUUUGUAACUUGGCGAUAGCCAUGCGUACAGGCAGCUCACAUGUAUGAAGUGAAAUGAUGGAAUCUGAUAUGUGUAUGGUUUAUUGACUCUUCUGUAUGAUUCCAAAUAAGGCAUUGGCGUAUGUUAUUGUCCUUACUCGUGCUGUCGUCUGCAUCUGCAACAAAGGUGUUGAGUAGGUUAAGGAAGGUCAAUUGCCUUCAUAAUAUUUAAGAGUUUAUGGGCUCCAGAUACACAGCCGUCCACAGUUCUAUGACUACUCACUUCUACACUCUAUAUAUGGGCACUUCGACUGAUGUUGGGCAGUCGCCAAGAUUUUGAAUCUCCUGUCUACUCCUGGGUAGAGCUGCAUGUUAACCUUACAGCUAGGCCUGGAAAUCUGUGAACGACUGGAUGUUGGUAGUACAACUUUUUCUGUUACUGUUACUAUAUAUACGUUAUUAUAAUUUAUAUGUGAUACGUUCCGUCCAUAUUUCAGGGCUGCCAACAUUGGGUGAUAGGUUAGAGUGAGAUGCCAGGGAGCGAAGCGACCGAGCGGGGGGUGAGUGUGGGAAAAUGCACCAAUUUGUGCAAUUUGGUGCAUACUAAAGUGACUGUUUUCAGAUAUUGUAAGAUUUUUUUUGCUGUGCGUGAGAUA
This is a messenger RNA of Priapulus caudatus, 2704 nucleotides long. RefSeq names its product Bardet-Biedl syndrome 4 protein-like. Gene Ontology annotation, biological process: cilium assembly; protein localization to cilium. Gene Ontology annotation, molecular function: protein binding. The record is from RefSeq and is a predicted model, not a curated record. The coding region runs from base 137 to 1717 and encodes 526 amino acids. The transcript has 13 exons. Lineage: Eukaryota; Metazoa; Priapulida; Priapulimorpha; Priapulimorphida; Priapulidae. Gene Ontology annotation, cellular component: ciliary basal body.